Moesziomyces antarcticus is the source of this 2235-nucleotide messenger RNA. RefSeq names its product family 3 glycosyltransferase. The coding region runs from base 1 to 2235 and encodes 744 amino acids. Lineage: Eukaryota; Fungi; Basidiomycota; Ustilaginomycetes; Ustilaginales; Ustilaginaceae. Gene Ontology annotation, molecular function: alpha-1,4-glucan glucosyltransferase (UDP-glucose donor) activity. The record is from RefSeq and is a predicted model, not a curated record. Gene Ontology annotation, biological process: glycogen biosynthetic process. The transcript has a single exon. Gene Ontology annotation, cellular component: cytoplasm.
AUGGCUCCAGACCACUCGCAGUCCCCCAAGCGGGACGUGCACAACCCGCUGCUCUUCGAGUGCGCCUGGGAGGUCGCCAACAAGGUCGGAGGCAUCUACACCGUCAUCAAGACCAAGGCGCCCGUCACGCACCAGGAGUAUGGAGACCGCUACACGCUCAUCGGCCCGCUCUCGUACAAGACGGCGCCCAUGGAGGUCGAGGCGCUCGAGCCCGAGGACCCGCUGCUCAAGGAGACGCUCGACAGCAUGCGCGAUGCCGGCGUCAAGUUCCUCUACGGUCGCUGGCUCAUCGAGCGUGCGCCGCGCGUGCUCCUCUUUGACACCUCCAGCAUGUACCACCGCAUGGACGAGUGGAAGGGCGACCUCUGGAAUCUCGCCGGCAUCCCCACCCCGUCGCACGACCACGAGACCAACGAGACGCUCGUCUUCGGCUACCUCACCGCAUGGUUCCUCGGCGAGUACUCGAGCCGCGAGCGCAAGCGCGCCAUCAUCGCCCACUUCCACGAGUGGCAGGCGGGUCUCGCCAUCCCGCUGUGCAGGAAGCGCCACAUCGACGUGACGACCAUCUUCACCACCCACGCCACCCUCCUCGGCCGCUACCUGUGCGCAGGCAGCGUCGACUUUUACAACAACCUCCAGUACUUUGACGUCGACCACGAGGCGGGCAAGCGCGGCAUCUACCACCGCUACUGCGUCGAGCGCGCCGCCGCCCACUGCGCCGACGUCUUCACCACCGUCAGCCACAUCACCGCGUACGAGUCCGAGCAUCUGCUCAAGCGCAAGCCGGACGGCGUCUUGCCAAACGGCCUCAACGUCGUCAAGUUCUCGGCCAUGCACGAGUUCCAGAACCUCCACGCCGUCUCCAAGGCCAAGAUCAACGAGUUUGUCAAGGGCCACUUCUACGGCCACUACGACUUUGACCUCGAAAACACGCUCUACUUCUUCACCGCCGGCCGAUACGAGUACCGCAACAAGGGCGUCGACAUGUUUAUCGAGUCGCUCGCCCGACUCAACUACAAGCUGCAGAAGAGCGGCUCCAAGACCACCGUGGUGGCGUUCAUCAUCAUGCCCGCCGCCACCAACUCGUACACCAUCGAGGCGCUCAAGGGCCAGGCGGUCACCAAGCAGCUGCGCGACACGGUCGAGCAGAUCCAGGCGCGCGUCGGCGAGCGUCUCUUCGACAAGAUGGCGCGCUACCAGGGCGAGACGGGCUCCGACGUCAUCGACCCCGCCACGCUGCUGUCGGACGCCGACAAGAUCGCGCUCAAGAAGCGCAUCUUUGCGCUCAAGCGCAACUCGCUCCCGCCCGUCGUGACGCACAACAUGCAGGACGACGACAACGACCCCAUCCUCAACCAGAUCCGCCGCGUCCAGCUCUUCAACCGCACCAGCGACCGCGUCAAGGUCAUCUUCCACCCCGAGUUCCUCAACGCCAACAACCCCAUCCUCGGCCUCGACUACGAGGAGUUUGUGCGCGGCUGCCACCUGGGUGUCUUCCCCUCGUACUACGAGCCGUGGGGCUACACGCCCGCCGAGUGCACCGUCAUGGGCGUGCCGUCGAUCACCACCAACCUGUCCGGAUUCGGCUGCUUCAUGGAGGACACCAUCGAGCGCGGCGAGGACUACGGCAUCUACAUUGUCGACCGUCGCAUGAAGAGCGUCGAGGACUCGGUGAACCAGCUCACCGACCAGAUGUUCCAGUUCAGCCAAAAGACGCGCCGACAGCGUAUCAACCAGCGCAACCGUACCGAGCGUCUUUCGGAGCUGCUCGACUGGAAGAGGCUCGGUCUGGAGUAUGCCAAGGCGCGCCAGCUCGCGCUGCGCAGGGCGUACCCGGACUCGUUCGAGGAGGACGACACGAUCGAGAGCUACUUUGACGACAUCCACGGCGACGGCAAGAUGCCUCCGCCGCUCUCGAUGCCCGGCAGCCCGUCGGGCGCGGGCGCCAGGACGCCCGGCGAGUUCGGCACGCUCACCGAGGAGCUGCAGGGUCUCACCACCGCCGACUACAAGGGCCACCAGCAGUUCUGGAAGACCAUGAGCCAGCACGGCUCGGACGACGAGGAGGAGGCGUACCGCUUCCCGCUCGUCAUCAAGUCGCGCAACCGCGGCACCUCGGUGGGCAGCAUGAGCGGCGCAUCCACCCCGGGCCUCGGCGGCGGCAAGUUCCUCUCCAGCGCCGACCUGGACCGUGCCGAUGCCGCGCUCAGCAACCACGCGCCGAACGGCCAUUGA